AUGUUCGGAUGUAUUGCGCCGCCGAAACAAAAUCGAAAUUUGAUGCGAAGUAGUUCGCAGGAUUCGCGCGAUUUUCAUGGAGAUCCACGUUUUGAUCGACUUUUUCAGCGACCAUCUUCUGUUCUUUCGAAACCAAGAAAUGGUUAGUUUUUUUUUGGGAACGACGGGUUGAACCUUUAGAAUUUAUUAUUUCACAAGAUAAAUUCAAAAAUAUGAUCCAAUGUAAACACAUCUACCAGUUUCAAUAUCACAUUCUCCUCGUGGACAUUGAGCAUUGGAAUAACACCCAAAAACCAUAGAAAUUGACAAAAUCAGCAAUAUUAUAGAAAUAUUCAUGUCCUUCUUUUUGUUGUUGGAAUUUGAUCACAAUUUAUUUAUAUAUCAUUUUUCAGUUUGAUAACUGAUUCGAUUACAACACAAAAUGAAAUGUGAUUUUUUAACCAAACUCACCAAAAACUUUUUUGAAAAUUAUUGGUAGUUUUUGGUGCCACUUUUUGAUCAUUUUUUUUGGUGCAAACUGAUUUUUGUGAAAAAACCAGUUUCUCAAUUUUUGGAAGUUUAAAAUCACAUUCCUAUUUGUGCUGUAAUCAAAUCAUUCAUUGAAUUAUUUAUUCAAAUAAAAACCAAAAAGUUCAACCAAAUUACAAUUCCACAGAAAAGAAAAUGAACAUUUCUAUCAUUUUCCUAAUUUUGUCAAUCUCUUCUGUUUUUGGACGAUGCACUACCACUGCUGAUUGUGCACGCGGACAAUGUCUUAAGGGCACAUGUGUUUAUAUUGGUUAAUGAUUUUUUUGAGAUAAUAAAUUUUGAAGUAAUUGAGAUUUUUUAAUUUGAAUACCUGGAAUCAUACUAUUUUCCAAAAAAAAAAUCUUUGACAAAUCUGAAGAAACUUCUAGAAAUCUUGAAUAAUAAAAAAAAUUUGCCACUAAAAACUGAUCUAAAUUUUGCACCAAAUAUACAAAAAAAUGGUUUAUUUUCAGUGCGAAAUUUUAUUUUAAUUAUGGGCCGAAACCUACAGUAAUUCUAGAUAGUUUUAAGGUACCAAACAUUUAUCCGAAACUGGCAUCAAAAUCUACAGUAAUCACAGUCAAUUUUUUCUUCGGAAAGUCAUUAAAAUUUUGUAUAAUUUCAGAAAAUCUCAUUUUCUCAACACCUCCAAUUCCUCCACAAUCAAAAAGUCCAAAAGUGAAACGACUCGACAAAUGGAUUGGAAAUCUGUUAAAUGAAGGUGAGAGACAGAAAUCGCUUUGUUGGAAAAUUCCGCCACGUGGCACUCAAUUCCCCACGCGUCAAGAAUUUCUCAAAUUUAUCGUAUGGAAACCUUGAAAGUUUUCCCGCUUCUCCAGAACCCUGAAUUCUCAUUUUUGUCCCUGUGUAUCCUAGUGAUAAACAGCAGAAAAUAUCUAUAUGAAAUAUGAUUCAUUUUUUAUCGAUUAUGAUUUAUUUUUUGCCUCCUUCUUCCCUUUUUUCCCGCAUUAUUAUAAGAAUAAAAUCUCCCGAGCAAGAAAGAACAAUUAUCUCUUUUUGCUGUGUUCUUCUAACUAACAAACGGACACACAAAAAAGUGUAAUAAAUGUGUACUUCAGCUUCUUCUUCUUAUGCUUCUUCAUCUUGUCCUUCUAAAUUUCUUGCUCCUCAAAAUUACACUACAUAAAUAUCUACGAGAUUCUCGAAAAAAAAAGUUCGUUGCAAUUUUUUGUAUCAUUUUUUUUCGCAUCGCAACAACUAUUUUUUUUUGGCAAACAUUACAGAUGUUUGCAUAUUUUUUUUUGGAAAUUGUCCAAUUUUUUUGGUUGACAGAUGUGAGAAUUUAGUGUUUAUAUGUGAUUUUAGGGAAAAACAUAAAUUUUCUAUUCAAAAAAUCUGAUGAAAUCUCAGAAAAUUACGACUCACAUAAUUCGGAGCUCUUCAAUAUUUUUUUGGAAAUUUUUCUUCCCUUUUCUGAAAAUCUGAAUUUCCACCCUAUUCUCUGGCUCUACCCAACUUCUCCUCCCUAAUCAACACAACCUAACCUUCCCAAUUUUUCCAGCGCAUGCCUCUUUUCAGUUGGCGACCUCGCCUUCUUCUCGGCGGCCGUAAAACGCCCGAACCAACGCAAGCCGUACAAAUUACAAUCGCUCCGGAACCCCCAAUUCUACCUGAACGUCAACCUUCGCCACCUAAAUCAGCACGAGUUCGAUUCGAUGAUUCGCCCACAGCAUAUCAAACACAUCCGACAGAACCAUCGCCACCCGAAUUUUCGAAUUCGUAUGGUGGAGAAGCGAGAGUUUUGGGUGUGAUGAGACCGGCUGGAACUAUGCCAAGUAAUUGAUUUUCUUAUUUACUAACUUGAAAUUUUCCGGAUAAGGAUCCUAAAAAUAGAACAUCGAAAAAAUUGAAUUUUCUCCGCUUGUCAAAAAAACUAUCGAUUUCUAGGCACUAGUCAUCGACCACCUCAAAUCAACAACAAUCAUCAUGGCUAUGCUGAAGAUGUUCGAAUCAAUAUCGCUCCCUUGGCAAGCACUGAUAUCGACGCAGACAUGAGACCACCGCAAAGAUUUGUAGCAGCUCCACCAUCUCGUGCAACUUCAGUCCUCCAAAGUUUACGCGAACAAAAAGAGACGCUUGAAUACGACGAGCGACGAAGACAAGCAUCAACUCUGCCAACAAGUUUUGAUCGAGCUGAUUCUUUUACAACUGAUGAUACUUAUUCGACAAGACAUUUAGAUGAUAUGAAUGUUGUUUUUCUUCAAGCAAAUGAUGAGGUUAAACGGACUAUUCUUCCGCCGGCUAUUCAUUCAAUGCAUCAAGUUAAAAUGGCGUUUGUGAGAACUUUUCCGAAUGUGACACGAUCUUUUGUCGAACAACCGCAUGUCAAGAUUUAUAUUCAGGAGCCGACUAAAGGUGCACUAUUCUACGAGUUAGAAGAUCCAGGGUAAGACAACAACUAGAAAGCACACUUUUUUUUUACCAAUUUUCAUUUUUCAGAGACAUCAAGAAUAAAUCAGUUCUCCGAUUGCGCGAAAAAUCGCGAAUCAUGUCGCCAAUCGGUUUCCAACCCUACGACCGCGAACCUGAUUAUCAUUCCGAAACUGAACAAGACGAUGGUCGUCGAUUCGUUUCAUUAGCUCGACCAGCUUCAGCAAUGGCUGCACCAGUUCAUCAUUUAGAUUUUGGAACACUUCCCAAGAAGAUGGCACCACCACAAAUGUAUACAGAUGCGUAUGGUGAUCCAUAUAAUUCAGACACUUCUAGUCAUGAUAGUCGAAGUGUGACAAGAAGUGGAUCAGCGACACCAAUUAUUGAUCGAGAAUCAAGAGUUCGUAUGGAGACAAUGGAAAGACAAUUGGCGGGUUUGAGCACACUUGUGCAUACUGCAUUGGUUAGCAAAGGAAUGAGUCAAAGUACACAAAGAGAUAUGGCUGAACUAAGGAAAGAGGUAGGAGCAAUUGCUUGAUAGGAAUAUAUCUCAACACUAAGGCCUUCGGGCUUCCGGUCUCUUUCCGGUCACCUCAUCUAAUCUAACAACUCAUUUUCUUCCUCUAGAUUCUAUCCAUGCACCCUGAUUCUUCUUCCCGAUCUGCACGUGAUUCUUCCGAAGAACCCACUUCAUCAUCUAUCAAUUCUGACGCAUUAUCCGCACACACUGCACACCGUCUCCUUGAUUUCCGUAACCAAUUACAAGCCACUAAUUAUGAAUUGAAACAGAUCAAAAAAGCGGCGCAGGUUCGCUAGAGUGACUUAGGUUCUCGAGAUACAAAUUUUACGUUUAGGUAAAUGCGCAAACGGCGAAUACGUUGAUUCGAGAGGCGGGUGAGAAGAUCGAGAAAAUUGUGACAGAUCGAGUUCGAAGUGGACAGAAAGUGAUGUAUGUGGCACCAGUGAAAGCUGAGAGUAAUUCAGAGGAUGGAGGACAAUUAGAGACGCAGAGAAAUGAACAUGCGAGUCGAUUGGCGGAAUUGUUGAAUGAUUUAACGUAAGUUAGAAGGAGCAUUGGAAUAAAAAGAUAUUUAUCAAGCCUAAGCUUGAAGGAAUCUAGAAAUUCUGCAAAAAAUCUUCAUUUUCAGAAAUUUCGAAACGAAUGUGGAAAAUGUUCGUGGAAGUGUUCUAUCGAAUCAGAAAAAAUUGAGAAUGUCUGAAGUCGAAGAUCUUACUGGAAAAUUAACUGAUAUCGGAAGACUUGCUGCAAAUCUCAAAACAGAUUUUCCACCUAUCCAAUCAGCGAUCGAAACUCGAAUCAAACGAGAUAUGGAACGAGUUGUUCGCGAGGAGAAAUUUAUUCGCGAUCAAACAUCAGCCGUAGAUCAAAGUCUUCGGCGAUGCAAAGCGUUGGCAAAUAUAAUGGUUACUAUGAAAAAAUUAGCGAUGGUGCAAGAUCCAACAAUUCAGCGAACGAAAAAGAAGACAAGCGUCGAAUCGCCACGUCUUCCACCAAAACCAAAUCAAGCGAUACAAAUGCCGCCACCAAUGGUUCAACAUAUUCCACCUCCACCUCCUCCUCCACCAAUGGAAAUUGCGGCUGCUUAUAUGCCAAAUGUGCAAACUCCUAAAUCACCGAUUUUGGAGUUGGAUGGAAUAUUGGAAGAAGUUUCAUCACAACAACCGCCACGUCCACCAAGUCGAUAUUCAGUUCAAGAUGUUCGUCAGAAGUUUUCGCAUCCACCAGAACUUCCAGAUCAAAUUAAAACUUUGAUUGAAGAUGUUGCUCGAAGAGCAUCACCUGCUCCAGAUACUAAUUUAGAAACUAAACGGUAUAAAUAAGUUUUACCCAAUCUAAUCCUAUUCAUCUCAAUUUUUCAGACAAGAUUUGGAAGAGCGUCAAGAGCGUUUGGCUGAAAAACAAAGACAACUUCGUUCGCAAUUUCAGCAACUUCAACAACUUGCACCCCAAUAG
Molecule: messenger RNA, 4873 nt
Organism: Caenorhabditis angaria
Lineage: Eukaryota; Metazoa; Nematoda; Chromadorea; Rhabditida; Rhabditidae
Source: the annotation of a GenBank genome assembly